CUGGCGGAUCUGCUCGGCGCGCUGGGUCCGCCGACGACGGUGGCGCCACCUCCGCCCGUGCAGCGGAGCCCGCAGAGGGCAGCACCGGCGCCGUGCCCACCGGCUCGCUCCGCCUUCGAUGACCUGGAUGACCUGGUGCGCCUCAGCAUGUCGGGCUCGGCCCCGCCUAACAGCAGGACCAUCAAGACUCCUCCGAUUCCGUCCAGUCCACGCUCCGCCCCUCCUGGAAAAGCAACCAAUCAGAGCGCGGUGCCGUCCACAACCUUUGUCCUCCAGCCCGUCAAGGAUGCCAGUCCGCCGUCACCGACCAAUCAGGGCGCAACGAACGGCUCGGAGCACUCGCUACUGGACUUCGGCUGCGAGCAGUCGGGGGCGGCGCCUAACGGGCAUCAGCCAACCGGCGAACUGCAUGGUGAUGACGUCAGCUUGCUGUCGGCGCUGAGUGGUCCGAGCUCGCACGACUCGCUGCUGUCCGACGGAAGGUCAGAUGAAGGUCAAGUGCGGGCGGCAGGAGAGCCAGCGGCCACUGGGAAGCUGCUGAGCUUGGCGGACGUUACUGUACCGCUGGAGGAUAUCAAGCCAGGCGGCGGGCCACCGGUGCCCCUGUUCUCGGAGCCCGCCUCGUUGGAGAUCGCGCUGCACCCCGCCGGCAACCGGCCGCGGCCCGACGUCACCGUCUACGUCAUCACGGCGCUCAACCGAACCGGCCGGCCCGUCUCGCAGUACACACUGCAGGCCGUUUGCGAUAAGGGCGCGCGGGUGCGCCUGCAGCCGCCCUCCUCCGCCGACCUGCCGGCCGGCUCGCCGUUCCUGCCGCCGCCGGCCGCCAGCCAGGUGAUGCUGCUCGCCAACCCGCAGCAGCUGAAGGUGACGCUGCGCUUCAUGCUCAGCUACAGCGUCGACGGCGACACCGUCACCGAGAUGGCCGACGUGGCGGAUCCGGGCCGUCCCUAGCCGGGGCCCACGGCGUCCGAGCUCGUCACGUGACGGCAGCGUCACGCCACGUCACCGGCGUCACGUGACGGCAGCGUCACGCCACGUCACCGGCGUCACGUGACGGCAGCGUCACGCCACGUCACCGGCGUCACGUGACGGCAGUGUCACGCCACGCCACCGACGUCAUGUGACGGCAGUGUCACGCCACGACACCGACGUCAUGUGACGGCAGUGUCACGCCACGUCACCGACGUCAUCUGACACCGACCACUUCAGCCGCCCGUGGCGGGCUCUGGCGUGGUCGAUAAUGUCGUGUGUUGUCAUGUCCCCGGGACCUCUGCUGCUCCCGCUCUGCGCUGACGUCGAACACAGUCGCGCCGGAGCGUAGUCGGCUGCGGCGGCGGCGGGUACUGCCGUCGAGUGUGGCGAG
Pollicipes pollicipes is the source of this 1366-nucleotide messenger RNA. Its product is annotated as ADP-ribosylation factor-binding protein GGA1-like. Gene Ontology annotation, biological process: protein localization to cell surface; Golgi to plasma membrane transport; intracellular protein transport. The transcript is spliced from 6 exons. The coding region runs from base 148 to 954 and encodes 268 amino acids. Gene Ontology annotation, molecular function: small GTPase binding. NCBI's taxonomy places the organism in Eukaryota, Metazoa, Arthropoda, Thecostraca, Pollicipedomorpha, Pollicipedidae. Gene Ontology annotation, cellular component: trans-Golgi network. The record is from RefSeq and is a predicted model, not a curated record.